GUAAUUGUAUGACAAACACAACAACACAGCAAUCAAUGCAUUAGUGUUGACAUCACAUCAAAGGGCGGAUACAUUGCCACAGAUUAUCACUUAUUAACCGCUGUUUUUGGUCACAGAUUAUCACCAUUUGUUGCAAUCCAUUGUAAUAAGACUUCUUGAGAUGAUUCUUCUGGAGAUUAACAAUAGAGUCGUUGAGGACAUACUUCGUGUGAAGAUUCAAGAGAUUGAAUCCAAUAACAAGAUAGAGUCUGUAGAUGUAACAGCUGCUGACUUCGAUGGCGUAUUGUUUCAUAUUUCUAAUAUUAACGGAGAUAAAGCAAAGAUACGGAUCAGUAUAUCACUCAAGUUUUAUAAAGAGCUUCAGAUUCACGGAGCGGAUGAUCUAUUAAGAAGAGAAUACGGAUCACUACUUAUGACACCACCUGAAGAUGGAUACAAUGUGUCACUUCUUUUUGAUUUAAAGAAUUUGCCGCAAAAUUAUGAAGAAGUUAUACAAAAAGCCGGACUUCUUAAGCGUAACUGUUUUGCUUCUGUCUUUGAGAAGUACUUUGAAUUUCAAGAGCAAGGAUGUGAAGGACAGAAAAGAGCUGUCAUUCAUUACAGAGACGAAGAGACAAUGUAUGUCGAGGCCAAACCUGAUAGAGUCACUGUUGUCUUCUCGACCAUCUUUAAAGACGAAGACGACAUAGUUAUUGGUAAAGUAUUUAUGCAAGAAUUCAAAGAAGGAAGAAAAGCUUCACAAACGGCACCACAGGUUCUGUUCUCACACAGAGAACCACCGAUGGAAUUGCAGAACACUGAGGCCCGAGUGGGCGACAACAUUGGAUACAUUACAUUCGUAUUGUUUCCGAGACAUACAAACAAAAAUUCCAGAGACAAUACCAUUAAUCUGAUCCAUACUUUUAGAGAUUAUCUUCAUUAUCAUAUCAAAUGUUCGAAAGCAUAUAUUCAUUCGAGAAUGAGAGCCAAAACAUCCGACUUUCUUAAGGUUUUGAACAGAGCUCGACCUGAGAAACAAAAUACUGAGAAGAGAACAAUUACUGGUAAAAUAAUGAAAGUUGGAGUUUAAGACAAACUGAUUACUUGUAAUAUUACUACUGAUUGAAACAAAUUCAAAUAUAUUACACAACACUUACUUUUAGUAAU
This is a messenger RNA of Oppia nitens, 1146 nucleotides long. RefSeq names its product actin-related protein 2/3 complex subunit 2-like (gene Arpc2). NCBI's taxonomy places the organism in Eukaryota, Metazoa, Arthropoda, Arachnida, Sarcoptiformes, Oppiidae. The record is from RefSeq and is a predicted model, not a curated record. Gene Ontology annotation, molecular function: actin filament binding; structural constituent of cytoskeleton. The transcript has 3 exons. Bases 161 to 1069 code for a protein of 302 amino acids. Gene Ontology annotation, biological process: Arp2/3 complex-mediated actin nucleation; actin filament polymerization. Gene Ontology annotation, cellular component: Arp2/3 protein complex; actin cytoskeleton.